GGUGCCGCGGUAAAGUCACAGCCAGUGGGUGUGGUGUCGACUGCACGUCUUACUCCAAAUAGGCCCGACACAAAGUGGUGAGGCAGCUUUUUCCCCCUUUCUGCCGCACCGCGCAAACGCAGCAAGCGGAGCAACAAACGGGCCGCGGAUUAGCGCUUAUAAAUAAGACGUCAUUACCCAGACACGUCACCGUUUUCAAGGAUAAUUCCAUCAGCGUUUACACACACUCACAUCCACAAACACACACCACCCUGCAGGAUGAACUUCAAGAACCUGAGGGAGUACCUGGCCUGGCUCUACUACCAGUACCUUCUAAUCACCGGCAUCUACGUGCUGGAGCCUUGGGAGAAGUCCAUUUUCAACUGGGUCCUGUUCUCGGCCGUCGCCAUGGUGAUCUACACCUCCUACGUUUUUGUGCCGAUCCACGUGCGCCUGGCGCUGGAAUUCUUCUCCGGCAUCUGCGGUGGUCAGCCGGAGAGCGCCAUGACCCUCAUGAACUAAGAUUAAGAAUGAACUCCAUCAUGUGGGAACGAUUAAUCGACUGCUUGAUUCACUUUAGUUUGUGUGUAAAUGGGAAGCUGAACUAACGCGGGGAACCCUCAGAACAAACUAUUCAUCGGAUUUAUCGAGCUAUGGUAAUCAAAAACCCAUCUCUACCUUAACCCAGAUCCGUUCUCCGAGCCAAUCAAGAUGAAUAUCACAAGGUUUCAUUCUAAGCACCCUGGUGUGGUAUUUGAUUCUCAACGGAUGUUUCUACAUUCUUGCUGCAAGUCUUCCUCCAUCCCUCCGAUGUUUUAACUGCCAGUAUGCUAGGAAGGUGUGCUCGUCACUGAGCACCAGCAAAUAUUGAUGUAGCGCGCCCUCGGACUGUUUGGUUUUUGCUUUGAUCAGGCUUUGCAUGAUCUGCGGCUUACUCGGCCCAAAAGAAAGGUUUUGUUGGAACAUGCUGCAGAUUUUAAAAUUUCACGUCACACUAUUAAGUAUGUCUACAAGCGGUUCUCAAUUUUUUGGGGUUCCACGGACCCCCUUAUGAGCCUAAUGCAAAUGACUACCAUGCCAGGAAUUGAAACUCUUUUUGAGGAAAAAAAAAAUCUAUUUCAUAUUAAAGAAAAUAAUUAAGAUGUGUUUUGUCAGGAUAAAAAGUCAGGAAUGAAAAUCGAUUUAAAGUAACCACAUAGCUUGGCCUUAAAAUGUCAGCUUAGCUUAAUGCUAACAAACAAUACAAAAUAGAGGAGCUAAUAAAUAACAGUAUUGUAACCCUUCAAGCGAGGGAUAUUUGAACAUAAACGGUGGCGAAACACAUGUAGAUGAAUUAUGUAACAAUACUUAACCUGACUUUAUACAAGGAAGCGGUUCAGAAAAUUAAUAAUUGAAUGUCAUAUUUAUGUGAUGACACAUAAAUUACAUCAGAUUUGAAUUGGCCCAAAGCUAAGGUAGGUUCAGCGUAAUUGGCUUUUGUAUCACUUUUGUUGUUGUUUAGGGGGAUGGAGGAAGGAGGCGAGGGGCACCAAUCCAUCCCAAAAUAUUUGCGAAUCUCUGCUGUAGCCAGCUGACAUAGCAGUCGUGGCAUUUUUCUGCUUUUUCAUAUGCGCUUGUUGAUUACAUGUUAUUUAUAUAAAGUUCUAUAUUUAUAUACUUAUACCACUCUGGUAAAUGCUUGGCUGGUUACAAUGUCAAUUACCACAAUGUUUUAUUUUUAAUAUUUAUGUUCUCCUGUGGCCAUAAAAUAACACCGUACAACUUCACAUGCUUUUUUUUUCACUCUAAUCACCAAAUCAAAAAUAAAAAUAAUCAAAACUGCUAU
Syngnathus typhle (broad-nosed pipefish) is the source of this 1804-nucleotide messenger RNA. RefSeq names its product serine palmitoyltransferase, small subunit B (gene sptssb). The transcript has 2 exons. The coding region runs from base 259 to 501 and encodes 80 amino acids. Gene Ontology annotation, cellular component: serine palmitoyltransferase complex. Lineage: Eukaryota; Metazoa; Chordata; Actinopteri; Syngnathiformes; Syngnathidae. The record is from RefSeq and is a predicted model, not a curated record. Gene Ontology annotation, biological process: ceramide biosynthetic process; endoplasmic reticulum organization. Gene Ontology annotation, molecular function: serine C-palmitoyltransferase activity.